Messenger RNA from Umbelopsis ramanniana AG, 829 nucleotides. RefSeq lists its product as uncharacterized. The record is from RefSeq and is a predicted model, not a curated record. The transcript is spliced from 4 exons. Gene Ontology annotation, biological process: protein insertion into ER membrane. Gene Ontology annotation, molecular function: protein folding chaperone. Bases 331 to 663 code for a protein of 110 amino acids. Gene Ontology annotation, cellular component: endoplasmic reticulum membrane. NCBI's taxonomy places the organism in Eukaryota, Fungi, Mucoromycota, Umbelopsidomycetes, Umbelopsidales, Umbelopsidaceae.
CUGGUAUAACUGCUUCGCAUUUGAUAAAAAGCAUUGAAUAGGUACCGUACACACUACAACCCUUGUUAUCACACAAGUAUCACAUAGAUCAUUGACCCAAUACGUGAGUGUACCAGUUGCACCUAACGUCGUUUAAGUCUACCUCUAAUCCUGUACAUUUUUUAGAGAGAGCAUUUUUUUUGCGCUAAAUAAGAGUGGAAAGGUACUGUGAGCUGUUGAUUAUCUCUCGUACAUUGGAGGUAGAUUUCCACCGUUGCCGGGGUUUGAAUUCGUCCCAGUAUUUGAGGUGAUUGAGACCCCACAGAAACCUAAACCUCCAAAAGCCAUACAAUGUCCUCAUCUAAAGUUGAUCCACGAGACGAAUCAAAGGUUGUAGCCUUCCAUCUUCCCAAAGCUGCUGAAGCCAACGACUGGACCGGCAAUGUUGCCAUGUACUCCUCCCUUGGUGGAAUGUUUCUUCGAAACAAGUUUAAGUUCUUGCCAUGGGUAUCCGCUUAUUUCGGUAUGUGCUCUGGCUUAAACACAAAGAACUCUGAGCGAGACACUGCAACUGGAUACAGUGGAACGAUGCUCGGCUUCGUUGCCCUAGUCACGUACUACAUGAACGUGUACUUUACCAUCACCCGUCAAGUCCCAGCUGCCAACGCAGAAGGCACCAAUUAAAGAGCUUUUUACCAUAGGCGCGCAGGCAACGUAAUGAUAGAGGGACUGGGGUGGUUGAAACCCGAUUGUAAUGAGCCAAGAUCAUGUAAUAAACACCAGAAACUACGAAGGCUAAAAGUGAACAAUGGCCUGGAUGUUUAUUUGUGUGUGCCGUAGCAAAGCCGAC